Molecule: messenger RNA, 1991 nt
Organism: Nipponia nippon (crested ibis)
Lineage: Eukaryota; Metazoa; Chordata; Aves; Pelecaniformes; Threskiornithidae
Source: RefSeq, a predicted model, not a curated record
AUGAGUGUUCGUGUUGGCUUGUUGCACAAUAUUCUGUCAAUAUUGCACAAUAUUGCUGUCUAUAUUCUGAUCUUCGAUCAAAAAUUUAACACAGAACCGGAAAUUAAAUACAAGAAAAGUCGCUGCUGCCAGGAGUUCGGUGUAACUACAAACACAUCUUGGCUGGUGAACGGCUCAGCAGAUUCGUACACAAGCAGACCCUCAGACUCUGAUGUCUCUUUGGAAGAAGAUAGGGAAGCAAUCCGCCAAGAAAGAGAACAACAAGCAGCUAUACAACUUGAAAGGGCAAAGUCCAAACCAGUAGCGUUUGCUGUUAAGACUAAUGUGAGUUACUGUGGAGCUCUGGAUGAAGAUGUUCCUGUCCCAAGCACUGCCAUCUCGUUUGAUGCCAAGGACUUCCUACACAUCAAAGAGAAAUAUAACAAUGACUGGUGGAUAGGAAGGCUGGUUAAGGAGGGCUGCGAGAUUGGCUUUAUUCCAAGCCCGCUUAGACUGGAGAAUAUCCGCAUUCAACAGGAGCAGAAGAGAGGACGUUUCCAUGGAGGGAAAUCGAGUGGAAAUUCUUCUUCAAGUCUCGGAGAAAUGGUUUCUGGCACAUUUCGAGCCACACCCACUUCCACGGCAAAACAGAAACAAAAAGUGACAGAACACGUUCCCCCAUAUGAUGUAGUACCAUCAAUGAGACCUGUUGUCUUGGUGGGUCCGUCACUGAAAGGCUAUGAGGUGACAGACAUGAUGCAGAAAGCUCUCUUUGACUUCCUGAAGCACAGGUUUGAUGGGAGGAUAUCAAUAACUAGAGUGACAGCUGACAUUUCUCUUGCUAAGAGGUCUGUUCUAAAUAAUCCGAGCAAGAGGGCAAUAAUUGAGCGGUCAAAUACAAGAUCCAGUUUAGCUGAAGUACAGAGUGAAAUUGAAAGAAUCUUUGAGCUGGCGAGGUCCUUACAACUGGUGGUCCUAGAUGCAGACACUAUCAAUCACCCUGCACAACUUAUCAAGACAUCUUUAGCACCAAUUAUUGUCCAUGUUAAAGUGUCUUCUCCGAAGGUUUUGCAGCGACUGAUUAAAUCUAGAGGAAAGUCACAAAGUAAACACUUGAAUGUUCAGUUGGUGGCAGCUGAUAAACUUGCACAAUGCCCACCAGAAAUGUUUGAUGUAAUUUUGGAUGAAAAUCAGCUUGAAGAUGCUUGCGAACACUUGGCAGAAUAUCUUGAGGCAUACUGGCGUGCUACUCACACCACCAGUAGCACACCCAUGACUCCUCUCCUGGGGCGAAAUUUAGGAUCCACUGCACUUUCACCAUAUCCUGCUGCAAUCUCUGGAUUACAGAGCCAGCGUAUGAGGCACAGCAGCCAUUCUACAGAGAACUCUCCAAUUGAGCGACGAAGUCUAAUGAUUAGCAGGAACCGCUUGGCUUCCAGUUCCCAACACAGCCGAGAUCACUAUCCUCUAGUGGAAGAAGAAUACUCUGACUCAUACCAGGACACUUACAAACCCCAUCGGAACCGAGGAUCCCCUGGAGGAUACAGCCAUGAUUCACGACACAGGCUUUGAGUUCAAGAACCUGGGGAAAAAUAGUAUCCAUCAGUUGAUAACUUGCCAUAACGUAGCUAGGAAAAAAAAAAAAAAAAUCAUCUGAAUUUGGCAGAUGUAACGCGGUUAUACUGAAGUUGCACUCUGCUGUCAUUUGAUGUUAAGUAGGGGGCAAAAAAAAGUUGCCAUGCCCUUACGUUUCUGCCCGAUCACAGAGGUUGGUUUUGGGAUUUAUUUUUUUUUUUUAGUACAGCAUUUGCAUUUAUAGCCAUACUUUUUCUUGUCGUUAGAUAUUAGACACAUCCGUUUGUAAUUUAGGGUACUUAUCAAGGCACUUAUGAAAUAAUUUCCUGUGCUGGAAAUUCCAAAUGACCAGUUCCAGUUGGAACCAAUUUAUAAACCAAUUCCUGUUGGAAUUUGGGUGAACUGACUGGAAAGUCGACUUGAGCAUGUUGCAAUCA